Messenger RNA from Notodromas monacha, 2592 nucleotides. Lineage: Eukaryota; Metazoa; Arthropoda; Ostracoda; Podocopida; Cyprididae. The record is from the annotation of a GenBank genome assembly.
CGGCUCUGGGACUACGGGGUAAUUCCGUACGUCAUCGACGGCAACUUUAGUGGCGACAACGAGGCCUUGUUCAAGCAGGCCAUGCGACACUGGGAGAAUUACACCUGCAUCAAAUUUGUACCGAGGGAGAGCGAACAUCCCUCGUGGAUCACCUUCACGGAGCGGCCGUUCGAUAAGGCCAUGCGACACUGGGAGAAUUACACCUGCAUCAAAUUUGUACCGAGGGAGAGCGAACAUCCCUCGUGGAUCACCUUCACGGAGCGGCCGUGUGGCUGCUGUUCCUUCGUGGGCAAGAAGGCGCCGGGAUCUCAAGCCAUUUCCAUUGGCAAAAACUGUGACAAACUGGGCAUCGUCAUUCACGAGUUAGGACACGUCGUUGGCUUCUGGCACGAACACACUCGUCCAGACCGCGACAGUUACGUUCAUAUCAUUCUGGAAAACAUCAUGCCCAACCAAGAGUACAACUUCAACAUGCUGACCAAGGACGAGGUCGACUCUCUGGGGCUGCCCUACGACUACGCUUCCAUCAUGCAUUACGCGCGCAAUACCUUCUCCAAGAACACGUAUUUGGACACGAUUUUGCCGAAUAAGAGUCCGAACUCUGCGGAGAGACCCGAGAUCGGGCAGCGUGUGAAACUGUCCGAGGGCGACAUCGCACAGACCAAAUUGUUGUACAAAUGCCCGACUUGCGGCGGGACGAGACUGACGAGCACGGGGGUCAUUCGGUCCCCGGACUGGCCAGCAGCAGUCGAAAACGCGACGGACGUGGACCCCGUGGAGAAUGAGAUUUUCGACCCCAAGAGCCCGAUGGCGCAGGCGCACGCCAUCUUGAACCGCGGGCGCCUGGGCUACAAUUGCGAGUGGCGCAUCUCCGCCACGCACGGCGAGCGCAUCUCUCUCAACAUCACGUCCAUGAACCUCUUCAAGUCUGACCGGUGCGACGUGGACUACAUCGAAGUCCGAGACGGAUAUUGGCACAAGUCUCCACUCUUGGCCAUUUGUGGAGGAGAUUUGGAAGUGGAACACGGACAUCUGGAAAGUCCCAAUUACCCUGACACUUACCAGGAGAACAAGGAGUGCAUUUGGCGGAUAACAGUUCCGAAAGAGUACCAGGUGGUGCUGAGAUUUCAAACUUUUCAGAUUGAGAACCACGACGACUGCUAUUAUGAUUUCAUCGAAGUUCGGGACGGUCAUUCGGCAGACUCACCGUUGAUCGGCAAGCAUUGCGGCUACAAGACACCGGAAGACCUUGUGGCUUCCGGAAACAAGAUGUACAUCCGGUUCAAAUCAGACGACACGAUUGCCAAGCCCGGUUUCUCCGCGGUCUUCAUGAAAGAAUACGACGAAUGCGCGAGAUUGGAUCACGGGUGCCAACAUUUGUGCGUCAACACCCUGGGAGGGUUCGAGUGUCGCUGCAAAAUCGGAUACGAAUUGCACUCCAACGGCAAAGACUGCGAAGACGCUUGCGGUGGGACGAUCGAUUCAGAAAACGGGACGAUCGUGUCGCCGUCGUACCCGGAAAUGUACCCGAGCAACAAGGAGUGCACUUGGGAGAUCAUCGCCCCGCCGAACCACAAGAUCACCCUGAACUUCACCCACUUUGACUUGGAGGGCACGAACGAGGACUGUGGGUACGACAAGGUGGAGAUUGCCAGCCUGCUGCCCGAGAACAAGACCUACAAGCACGGCUCGUUUUGCGGCGACACCUUGCCGCCGCCGGUGUCGUCCAAAGUCAACGCCAUCCGCGUCACUUUCAAGGCUGACUCGUCAGUGCAGAAAUCCGGCUUUGCACUCGUCUACUUCAUGGAUAAGGACGAGUGCUUGACGAACAACGGCGGGUGCCAGCACGUGUGCACCAACACGAUCGGGUCCUACGUGUGCAGCUGCAACAACGGGUUCGUCCUGCACCCGGACAAGCACGGCUGCAAAGAAGGCGGCUGCAAACACAAGGUCACGCGCUCCGAAGGCAACUUCUCCAGCCCCAACUACCCCGAGUUCUACCCGGGCGACAAGGAGUGCGUCUGGCACUUCACCACCACGCCCGGGCACCGCAUCAAAAUUACAUUUUUGGAAUUCGAACUGGAGCCGCAUCAGGAAUGCACUUAUGACCACAUCGCCAUUUAUGAUGGACCCGACAAUCUCAGCUUCAUGUUGGGACGGUUCUGCGGGUCCAAGAUCCCUCAUCCGAUCGUCGCCAGCUCCAACGAAUUGUACAUGGAGUUCAAAAGUGACGGCUCUGUUGAGCGCAAAGGUUUCCUCGCCGAUCAUCGCACUGUUUGCGGCGGACACUUGAAAGCCGAGCGACAAGUGCGGCAUCUGUACUCACACGCCAAGUACGGGGACCACGACUACAAGAACCACGAGGAGUGCGAGUGGAAAAUCGAGGUGAGUCCGGGAGCGAGGAUCAAGCUCACGUUCCUCACGUUCCAUCUGGAGGACGACCAGGAGUGUGCCUAUGACUCUGUGGAGAUCCAGAGUGGCUACGAAGAGUCUCCACCGCAAUUCGGACCCUACUGCGGAACCAAGGUAAACUAUGCGUUUUUCUCUCAAUUUAUCCCUCCCCGUAUCGAGGAGAAAACAAGUUCAUUGUGA